Messenger RNA from Xenopus laevis (African clawed frog), 2785 nucleotides. RefSeq names its product oocyte zinc finger protein XlCOF6. The transcript has 2 exons. Lineage: Eukaryota; Metazoa; Chordata; Amphibia; Anura; Pipidae. The record is from RefSeq and is a predicted model, not a curated record. Bases 1 to 2400 code for a protein of 799 amino acids.
AUGGGGGAAAAUGUAUUUCUAUGGCUGCAAGUCUCGUGGGACUGGAAGUAUAAAAUACAGAACUGUUGGCAAUAUGCUGUGGUUUUGUUUAUUAGGGCAGGACCCCACGAACGAUUUCGGUGCGAUCCAACGCACUGUGCAAAAACGCAGGCGUCACGUCGGAUGCGACGAAAAUCAGUAAGAAGAAGGAGAUGCAGAACAUUCCAGACCACCAUAAAGCACACAGAGGUUGCAAGCAGUAGAAUCCAGGGAUUACUCCGAUACAACCCAACCAAGGAGCAGCUACAGGGUGCAGGAGUGGGUAAAGCACCACCACAUGUAGACGACGUGUUACUCAACAACAGAACAAGAGUCUGCAAACCAAACAGCACCUGUUAUUUUUGUGUGCAACCUUUUAGAAGAAUGAAAAAUGAGCAGCAAGACAACAGCCUUCCGGGGCAUCAGAAGGUUAUCAAAGAAGAGAAAAAAUUUAUUUGUGAAGAAUGUGGCAAAAUCUUUCCUUUUAAGGCAAAGCUCCUUAUACAUCAGAGAACUCACACCGGGGAGAAACCCUUCCAGUGUACAGAAUGUGGCAAAUGCUUCUCUCGGAAGUACAGCCUCCAAGUACAUGCAACUACCCACAGGAAUGAAAAACCGUUCACAUGCUCAGAAUGCGGCAAAGGCUUUUCUAUAGUGCAACAACUCCGAAUUCACCAGAUAGCACACACCGGGGAGAAACCCUUCACAUGCACAGAAUGUGGCAAAGGUUUUCUGCACAAGCGCUAUCUCCGGAUGCACCAGGCCAUUCAUACAGGAGUGAAGCCUUACACAUGUACAGAAUGUGGGAAAAGCUUUUCAGAAGGGAAUAAACUUCGUAGACACCAGAAAAGUCACACAGCGGAGAAACCAUAUCAAUGUACAAAAUGUGGGAAAUGCUUCCCUGAAAAGGCAAAACUUGUGGUACAUGAGUGGGUGCACUCUGACGUAAAGCCCUUCUCCUGUUCAGAAUGUGGCAAAGCCUUUUCUAUGAAAUCUCGACUGGUGAUUCACUGGAAUACUCACACUGAUGCUAGGCCUUACUCCUGCUCAGUUUGUGACAAAGGUUUCCGUCAGAAAAGUCAUCUUCAGCGUCACCUGACUGUUCACACGGGAGAGAAGCGUUUUGAAUGUAGAGAAUGUGGGAAAUGCUUUAAUGACAAAAGCCACCUCUUGAGACAUGAGAGACGUCACACAGGGGAGAAACCCUUCACAUGUUCAGAAUGUGGGAAAAGCUUCUCAGAAGAGCGCAGCCUUCAAACACACCAGAACACACACAUAGAGGAGUUCAUCUGCACUGUAUGUAGGAAAGUCUUCACUAGUAACAGCAAACUCUUGAGACAUCAGAGAAUUCAUACAGGAGAGAAACCCUUAACAUGUUUAGAAUGUGGCAAAAUCUUUCCCUUUAAGGCAAAGCUCCUUAGACAUCAGAGAAUUCACACCGGAGAGAAACCUUUCCAGUGUACAGAAUGUGGCAAAUGCUUCUCUCAGAAGUACAGCCUCCAAGUACAUGCAACUACCCACAAUGAUGAAAAACCGUUCACAUGCCCAGAAUGCGGCAAAGGCUUUUCUAUAGUGCAGCAACUCCGAAUUCACCAGAUAGCACACACAGGGGAGAAACCCUUCACAUGCACAGAAUGCGGCAAAGGGUUUCUGCACAAGCGCUAUCUCCGGAUGCACCAGGCCAUUCAUACAGGAGUGAUGCCUUACACAUGUACAGAAUGUGGGAAAAGCUUUUCAGAAGGAAAUAAACUUCGUAGACACCAGAAAAGUCACACAGGGGAGAAACCAUAUCAAUGUACAAAAUGUGGAAAAUGCUUCCCUGAAAAGGCAAAACUUGUGGUACAUGAGUGGGUGCACUCUGACGUAAAGCCCUUCUCCUGUUCAGAAUGUGGCAAAACCUUUUCUAUGAAAUCUCGACUGGUGAUUCACUGGAAUACUCACACUGAUGCUAGGCCUUACUCCUGCUCAGUUUGUGACAAAGGUUUCCGUCAAAAAAGUCAUCUUCAGCGUCACCUGACAGUUCACACGGGAGAGAAACGUUUUGCAUGUAGAGAAUGUGGGAAAUGCUUUAAUGACAAACGCCACCUCUUGAGACAUGAGAGACGUCACACAGGGGAGAAACCCUUCACAUGUUCAGAAUGUGGGAAAAGCUUCUCGGAAGAGCACAGCCUUCAAACACACCAGAACACACACAUAGAGGAGUUCAUCUGCACUGUAUGUAGGAAAGUCUUCACUAGUAACAGCAAACUCUUGAGACAUCAGAGAAUUCAUACAGGAGAGAAACCCUUGACAUGUUCAGAAUGUGGCAAAUGUUUUCCAGACAAGUGGAAACUUCAGCGUCACCACAAAACUCACAGCAACCCCAAGAAGUUAAACCGUUGAUGUAGAGAAUGGGGUAAAAUGUAUUCCUAUAGCUACAAGUCUGCUCCCCCACAAGGAAAGUCUCAUGGGGCUGGAAGUAUAAAAUGCAGAACUGUUGGCCAUAGAAUAAGAGACUGCUCAAAUGCCUACACUCCCCAUAAUAUUAUCCCAGUGUACAAAUACAAGAUAGAGCUUAAAUAUCAUAUGAGGAGAGUACUCCAAAGCACCAAUAUGAUGUGGUUGUGUUUAUUAGAGACUACUAGUGUAAUAAAAACAGUAUAUGAUAGGCUUAACACUUUCCCUUCCAGACGUUUUGUCCUAAAUGCGAACCUCUACUGCCAAGCAGCUUUUAGACAUUUUGUACUCUUCCAUUUUAGGGGCCUUUCUUUGGGGGGGGUCUUUUAGU